CGAUCCCUGACUUUAACGGCCGCAGUGUUCAUAAUUAGCUCCUGAUAAGUAUAUACUGCGAACUACGCGAUGGUAAUAAGUAAACAGAGUGCCAGCGUCAGUCGUGUUUCGAAUUUCGGCAAGAUGAAGUGCUCCGCGUUGCUCCUCGUUUUAAUGUUAUGCGUGUUAUCAGAUGCUUAUAAAGAAAGGCACCGUACUAAACACCUGCAUUCAAGAAGAGCUAAUUCUAAAAAGCAGAAUACACCCCCACAUUGCACACAAGUAACUAAGGAUACAGACUACCAAUCUAGGUACAAAUAUGAUUAUCCAGUCGCUUACAUUCAGCCUGGACAGCAUGAGGCCUAUCAACAACUGUUCUGCGUAAACCCGCCAACAGUAAACAAGGCAGUGACAACAGUUUGUGACUGGGCUGCUCCCCCACAAGUCCAGUUCACCCUUGGAGACGAAUACAUGCACGUGGUCCGCCAGGAUCCUACAGGCAGAUUCCUCGGGAAUGCUGUCAUAAGAACGUACCAACUAUGCAACCACAACCGCACAUUUACAACUGCUAGCGUAAAUUCAUCAGCAGUUACAAUUACUGAUGUAUAACGGAACAAAUGGAGUUAGAAAAUAAAGAUUUUUGUACCUAACUUUUCAAUAA
Molecule: messenger RNA, 640 nt
Organism: Spodoptera litura
Lineage: Eukaryota; Metazoa; Arthropoda; Insecta; Lepidoptera; Noctuidae
Source: RefSeq, a predicted model, not a curated record